AUGUCCAAACCCCCCGCCCACUGGAAACGCUCCGCGCCUGGUCCACCGAGUGGCAGCCUAACCGUCGCCGGGCAACACGCGUUACCGAAGUUGCCUGUGCCCACUCUUGCGGACACGCUAGCGCGUUUACGCCGUUCUUUGCAACCCUUUGCUCACUCGCAAGAUGAGCUACACGCCGCCGAGAAAAAUAUAACAGAGUUCGAAAAUGGUAUUGCACCGGUAUUGCAGGAGCGCCUGGAGAAGCGCCAGCAAGAAACGGAGCAUUGGCUUGAGGAAUGGUGGGAUACCGGCGCGUAUAUGGGCUACCGCGACUCUGUAGUUGUCAAUGUCUCCUACUUCUAUGGCUUUGAUGAUCACCCGCCCAUGUACCCACGUGGUUCUGUCCAUCGUGCAGCCGCUCUGACACGUGCAGUGCUGCUAUUUCGUAAGUCAUACAAAUUGGGCUUACUCCCGCCCGAGGCAACGAAAGAAGGACCUAUAUGCAUGGAUACGUACCGGUGGAUGUUCGACUGCUGUCGAGUACCAGGCUCCGGAGGUGUCGACUGGGCUGAUUCUUAUGCGAAAGAAGGAGACCUUGGCGAUUCGGGACACAUCAUUGUACUUAGAAAAAAUCGAUUCUGGCGAGUGGACGUCUCCCAGAGUGGCUCGUUGCUCAGUACAUCCGACCUGGAGAGGCAACUUCAGCAUGUUUACGAUAAUACGAACAAAUUAUAUCCAGAGGUCGGCGUAUUAACGGCUUCCAAUCGGGACGUGUGGGCAAAGGACUAUGAAGAACUUAUAUCCGACCCGACGAAUGCCUCAAUUAUGCGUGACAUUCAUUCGUCUGCAUUUGUUUUGUGCCUUGACGAUCUACGCCCGGACAAUCUUGAGGCGUUUUCACGCCAGCUCUGGCACGGAGGUCGAAGCGGACGUUGGCUUGCAAAUAGAUGGGUAGAUAAGCCUGUGCAGCUGAUUGUAUGCGAUGGUGAAGACGCCCAUGCAGGAAUCAUGGGCGAACAUUCCAUCAUGGACGGAACACCGACCGCUCGUAUGUGUGACGACAUCUUAAAUGCGCUCGCCUCCUCGUCCUUUGACAAUGGCUCCCCUUCCUCGUCUUUCACUCUACCCAAACCACUGGACUGGAACAUAAGCGGUACGACUCGAGCUGCAAUAGAACGUGCUAUUGGAGCAGCGCAGAAAUUAACCGACGAUCAAGAGCUGCGCGUGUAUAAGACUUCGUAUGGUAAGCGUGCAAUUAAGACCUUCGGCGUCUCCCCGGACUCGUGGUCGCAGCUGGUCGUGCAGCUCGCUUAUGCCCGGCUUCUUGCACGCAUGGGAUGGAAGCGUAAUGGCGGCACCUACGAAGCUGCAUCGACGCGGAAAUUCGCCAAAGGCCGAACGGAAGCAGUUCGUGUCGUGACUGCUGAAAGUGAUGCAUGGGUUCGUGCGAUGGACUCGCAGGAGCCUGAUAUAAGUGAUUCAACAAGACGGGCCCUCUUCCGAAGCGCCGCAAGUCGGCACGUUCAGAAUGUACGCGAAGCUGGGGCUGCACAGGGCAUAGAUAGGCACUUACUGGGUCUCCAAACGCUUCUGCGGUCUUCGGAACCGAAACCCGCACUAUUCACUGAUCCUCUGUACUUACGCGCUAAGAACUGGGUUCUUAGCACGAGUGCAGUGUACUCUAAGCACUUCAUGGCGUAUGGGUGGGGUGAGGUCGUACCUGAUGGAUUCGGCGUUGCAUAUAUGACUGGGAGCGAUGAUGAGCUGUUCUUCAACAUCACUUCACGCGUAGAGAUGCCACUUGACGUGUUUAUGGAAGAAAUUGAGCGCGCGACGCGGGACGUACAUGUCCUCUUCGCGAAGGAGAAGAAUCCGGAUGCAAAGCUCUAA
This is a messenger RNA of Fomitiporia mediterranea MF3/22, 1869 nucleotides long. Its product is annotated as carnitine acetyl transferase. Lineage: Eukaryota; Fungi; Basidiomycota; Agaricomycetes; Hymenochaetales; Hymenochaetaceae. Gene Ontology annotation, molecular function: acyltransferase activity. The transcript has 2 exons. The record is from RefSeq and is a predicted model, not a curated record. The coding region runs from base 1 to 1869 and encodes 622 amino acids.